This is a messenger RNA of Nylanderia fulva, 3058 nucleotides long. It is a transcript of the gene Optix, whose product is annotated as optix. The record is from RefSeq and is a predicted model, not a curated record. Gene Ontology annotation, biological process: regulation of transcription by RNA polymerase II. Lineage: Eukaryota; Metazoa; Arthropoda; Insecta; Hymenoptera; Formicidae. Gene Ontology annotation, molecular function: DNA-binding transcription factor activity, RNA polymerase II-specific; RNA polymerase II cis-regulatory region sequence-specific DNA binding. Gene Ontology annotation, cellular component: transcription regulator complex; nucleus.
CAGCGAGACAGCCCGGUUGCAACGGGCGCGUACAAACGUAUCAUGCUGGGUAGGGCCGGUGCCGAGAUGCCGGCUUGUAAACGAAACCAGUUUGCUAUCCGAUACGAUCCAGGCAACAGCGGCCUCGCGUGAUAUCCCCACGACGUGGAAGAGCGUCAGCGUGCCUGGGCCUAGUGGGUGUUACCCUGAGCGACCUGGAGAACCGAACCUCGCGCGAACCUGACAGCGAUCUACGAUGAGCAUCGGAGCUCCUACGACGCGCUCCUACUGUCUCCUACCGAUUCACGACACUGUCACGUGUCGCUUCAACAAUUAUUUCGAAUAUCAUUAGUGACGUGUCGUGCAACGCGAGAGAGAAACAGGAACGUCCUUCGGAAUUUACUACAAUCCGUUGUUUUUCAAGGAUAUUAUACUCUUUAUUCUUACAAGAGAUUUGAAAACUCGUCGCAUCCCUCUCUGGAUGUCGUAACACCUGCCUCGUUUACUUCCAAGACUUGAAAAUUUUACAGUGUCAAUGGUGAAGUGGAUAAUCUGCCAGUGACAUCAGUUACAUCAGUUGCAUCAGUUGCAUCAGUAAAAUGAGAGAACGUAUCGCGGGUGAUUCCGACGAAUCAUGAAAAGAUCCAAGAGCAAGCAUAAAUCGGAGCCGCGUGUUUCUUGAGCGGGCAAGCUUGACGUCGACUCCGAGACAAGCUGGGGCAGAAUUGGUGGAUCGUGUGAGGAUCGCCGUUCCAGGAAGAUGUCCGCCGCUGGGACCACGCCGUCGAACGCGAACGGUCCGCUAGUACCUGCUCCGUUAUUCGCUUUGCCAACCUUAUCCUUUUCCGUGAGCCAAGUGGCCACGGUCUGCGAGACCCUGGAGGAGAGCGGCGACAUCGAGAGGCUAGCAAGGUUUCUAUGGAGCCUCCCGGUCGCUCAUCCCAACAUCCAGGAACUAAAUCAGAGCGAGGCCGUUCUCAGAGCGCGUGCCAUCGUGGCGUUUCAUUCCGGACACUAUCGCGAGCUCUACGCCAUUCUGGAGAGGCACAAAUUCACCAAGGAUUCCCACGGUAAGCUGCAAGCCAUGUGGCUGGAAGCGCAUUACCAGGAAGCUGAGAAACUUCGCGGCCGACCGCUGGGCCCCGUCGACAAGUAUCGAGUUCGGAAGAAAUUUCCGUUACCGAGGACGAUCUGGGACGGUGAGCAGAAGACGCACUGCUUCAAGGAGAGGACCAGGUCGCUGCUCAGAGAAUGGUAUCUCCAGGACCCUUAUCCGAAUCCGGGAAAGAAACGAGAGCUAGCUGCUGCGACGGGACUCACGCCGACGCAGGUUGGAAAUUGGUUCAAAAAUAGAAGACAGAGAGAUCGUGCUGCUGCAGCGAAAAACAGCAGAAUGCAGCAACAAUCAGGUCAAGGAAACGGAAACGCGCGACGCACUAUGAGUCCGGGACCCGGUGGCAGCAGCAGCGAGGACUCCGACAUUUCUCUCGGAGGAACUUCACCGCCGUCGCCGAGUUCCUCGCCGCCACCGAGUCACCAACCAUCCCCGGUCCCUCUCGGAUCCCUAGGACCUCUGCCGCCUCCUUCCUUGAAUUUCCGUUUCGAUCCUACGCAACCGCAUUUUCGAUUCAACCACACGACGGCUUUCAAGUUCCCGCCAACGAACUUCCGAUUCGCACCGCACAGUCCGCAGCCUAAUCAUCCCAAUAUGGCGGGUGGAGGAAUUUUUAGGUUCGCAGAGUCCAGCCCUUUUCAAGCUGUAGGACCCAGGGGUGAUCCCACAUCAAGAGAAAAUGCAGUUCUUUCUCUGUUCUAUUACAGAUUGCCAGAUUCGCUAGGGCUACCGCCGCCAAGACUCCAUCCGCACGAAGGACUGUUACACCCGCACCCGCACCCCCAACACCAGCUGUCCGAGGGGAUAUCCAGGAUAUCCGAAACGUCGCGAUUAUCCGACGGUGGAUUAUCUCGCCUAUCGGAUAGUUUAUCGGAGGCCCACAGUCCACCACUGAUACCGGCGAAUCUAUCGGCCACCGGUCCAUUGAGGGUGGCUGUACCCAGUCCGCACACCCCCUCUUCUCGGGGUAGUCCGCCCCCCCGUCAGCCGACGCCUCAGGGUCAGUCCCAAGGUCAGGGGCUGAUAAGGGUCGCCACGCCACCGCUGCCGAAUCCACGACCGCAAAUCCACAGACCGUUCUCGCCCGCGUGAUACGACAAGGACGACAAAUUGGAGGACGUCAUUGGCACGGACGAUCGUCUUACGCCGAGAAAGAACUAUCGGUGCGGUAACGUCGCGAGCGAGCACUUCGAGGUAUUGUGAAGGCGGGAAAGCUAAUCGAUCGAAUGUUAAUCUGACUUUGGGAAAGCCAUCGCGAAGCGCAAGAUAUGGCAAAGAUUUUAUUGUGUCUAGGAAAAUUAUUAAGUGUAAACGCGAUGCGCGAUACGACUUUCUGGAGAACAGUUCGUAGUUUUGUGAAGAGCUAACAUGUGACGCUGGAUACAAAAUCCAUAAAUAUAUUUGAAAUUAUCGCACAGAGAUUAUUCAAAGAUAGCUGUAAGAUGAACCGUUAUUCAAGAUGGCUUUCAUCCGCGACAACAUCAAUUAGCAUCAUCACCGGAAAGCAGCACAUCCAUGAAGCUUAGAAACGAUCGACAUGUAUGCGAAGAUAAAUCAACAAUAUCAAUACGUAGAUACAUUGCCGAAAGUUUUGCUCGAAAAGCUACUACGCUAUAAAUCUCUUAGGGAGAAUCUAUUUGAUGAUGUGUGGCAAUACAGUUCAUUCGAGGAAAUCAUUUUCCGGUAACGCUCUUAUAAAACGCGAGGACAGAAUAGACGCUUCGAGAAGUGAGUGCGAAUCUACUAAAUAAGUGCAAUCUCUCGGAUUUAAAAAAAAAAGUCAAUCGGUCAGGGUAUGUAUAUAACUUCCGUUAAAUGUUCCCGACACGUCCGUUCGUCGAAGCCCAAGAACCAGAUGCAGUGAGUCUCAUAGUUUUUAGUGCCGCUUUCUAGUUAAUAUUCUCUCUAUGAAUGAAUUGAAAUCGAUUCAUUAAGGAUGUUCACAAAAGAAGCGAAAAUUUUGGA